Homalodisca vitripennis (glassy-winged sharpshooter) is the source of this 1170-nucleotide messenger RNA. Its product is annotated as 1,5-anhydro-D-fructose reductase-like. Lineage: Eukaryota; Metazoa; Arthropoda; Insecta; Hemiptera; Cicadellidae. Gene Ontology annotation, cellular component: cytosol. The transcript is spliced from 7 exons. The coding region runs from base 16 to 1122 and encodes 368 amino acids. Gene Ontology annotation, molecular function: aldose reductase (NADPH) activity. The record is from RefSeq and is a predicted model, not a curated record.
UAAACAGUUUUAUUUAUGACCGUAUUCCAGCUUCCAGACAGUCUCAGUAGUGAACCAAUCUUACAGUGUCUUGUAGUGCUGAUUUACUCGCCGGUGUUCUCUCGCCAAGCAAUCAUGGCCCUCAAGCUGAGCCCACGAUCAGUCAUCACCUCGAAUUCUGGGAUGAAAAUGCCUGUUUUGGGACUUGGGACAUUGGUGAACACCGAUCAACAAGAACUAGAGACCGCCCUGGACGCAGCUCUGGAUGCCGGCUACCGUCACUUCGACACGGCCUACGUCUACCACAACGAGGCGGCUAUUGGCAAAGUUCUCAAGAAAUGGUUUGACUCUGGAAGAAUCAAAAGGGAAGAGUUAUUCAUUGUAACUAAGCUCUGGCGGACUGGGAUGCACGAGAAGUAUGUAGAGGAAUCUCUGACCCGUCAGUUGGCAGACCUUCAGCUAACGUAUGUAGACCUGUACCUGAUCCACAGCCCUGUUGGAUUCGUACACGGUGACGAUCUCUUCCCAAAGGACGAGGAAGGGAACAUGAAACUAGACAUGACGACUGACCUCGAAGCUGUGUGGAAGGCCAUGGAACGACAAGUGGACGCUGGCCGAACAAAGUUUAUUGGAGUGUCAACCUUCAACAUCGAGCAGCUGGAGCGGAUAAGGAAGAUUGCCCGUAUCAUGCCCUCCACCAACCAGAUAGAGUGUCACCUGUAUCUCCAGGAGAAGGAGCUGAGAGAGUGGGCCUGGUCGCAUGGAUCCACUGUCACAGCGUUCUCUCCCUUUGGUUCCCCAGGGAUCAUCAGCAUGUUGCAGCAACAUGGGAUCGCAACUGAGAAGCAAAUUACUCUGAAUCCACUCAAGAACCCGAGUGUGGUCCGGAUUGCUGAGUCUCACAAGAGGACUCCAGGCCAAGUGUUGCUGAGGCACCUGCUGCAGCUUGGAGUCAGCGCCAUCCCGAAAAGCAGUAACCCUGAGAGAAUUCGCCAGAACUUCCAGGUAUUCGAUUUUGAGCUGAGUGAAAAAGAAAUGGCUGAGCUGAAUGCAUUAGACAAAGGGGAAGACGGAAGGAAGUUUGGAAUUUCAGAUAUGAUGAAAGGAUGUGAAAGACAUCCUGAAUAUCCUUUUAAAUCUUAAUUAAGCUAUUAAAUUGUGUGUUUAUUAAAGAAACUAUGACUUAAAAAA